GAGAUGGAGAAAUAGAUAGUCCACUCAUUUCUUUCUUUAUUUCCCGUAUUAUAAAAUUUAUACUCUUAAUCUCUAAAGCCCUAUAGCUAGAUCUAGAGAACUUACAGUUUUCCAGCGGAGCUCAUACGCUAUAAAUAGAGCUUCUUCUUACACACGUUCUGCAACACGAAACUCCGAUCCAGUUGUCUUAUUUGUUAAAAAAUAUCCCUCGAUCAGCUCAUCUUUUCUCUCUUUGUUUUAGUCCUCGGACUCUCAAACAGGAACGAUGUCAAGAUUGGCAGAGCCUCUCAUUGUUGGGAGAGUCAUAGGAGACGUUCUGGAUUCUUUCAUUCCUAGCAUUAAAAUGUCAGUCACUUUCAACAAUAAGCAAGUCUUCAAUGGACAUGAGUUCUAUCCUUCAACUGUUGCCACCAAACCUAGGGUAGAGAUUGAAGGAGGUGACAUGAGAACCUUCUUCACUCUGGUCAUGACGGACCCCGAUGUCCCUGGACCUAGUGAUCCUUAUUUAAGGGAGCACCUUCACUGGAUAGUGACAGACAUCCCAGGCACAACAGAUGCCACAUUUGGAAGGGAGGUGGUGAGCUAUGAAAUCCCAAGACCAAAUAUAGGGAUCCACAGGUUUGUUUUUGUUCUUUUCAAGCAGAAACGUAGACAGAUAAUUAGGUCACCAUCUUCAAGGGAUAACUUCAGCACCCGAGAUUUUGCUGCUGAAAACGAUCUUGGCCUCCCUGUUGCUGCUGUUUAUUUCAAUGCUCAAAGAGAGACAGCUGCAAGAAGACGCUAACCAGCUGCAGAUCAAGUCAAAACUCAACAAAAAAAAAAGGGGGGGGGGGGUUUCAAGUAAACUGUGUGGUCGUUUUUAUUAAGUCUGUAAAAAUAUAGGGUUGUACCCAGAACUCUUAAAUAACUUGAUGCAGAGAUCCUCUUUGAAACUCUGCCAUGGCUUGCUGAAGUGUUGAAACUGAUAAGCUUUUGGUUUCAAAAAA
Molecule: messenger RNA, 986 nt
Organism: Durio zibethinus
Lineage: Eukaryota; Viridiplantae; Streptophyta; Magnoliopsida; Malvales; Malvaceae
Product: protein SELF-PRUNING-like
Biological process (GO): vegetative to reproductive phase transition of meristem; negative regulation of flower development
Cellular component (GO): cytoplasm; nucleus
Source: RefSeq, a predicted model, not a curated record